This is a messenger RNA of Nymphalis io (European peacock), 4855 nucleotides long. It is a transcript of the gene Ypel, whose product is annotated as protein yippee-like. Bases 291 to 812 code for a protein of 173 amino acids. The transcript is spliced from 7 exons. NCBI's taxonomy places the organism in Eukaryota, Metazoa, Arthropoda, Insecta, Lepidoptera, Nymphalidae. The record is from RefSeq and is a predicted model, not a curated record.
CGAGCCCUCUUUGUUUGUUGACAAGCCGAGCGCGCCGUGUUGUUUUCUGUUUCUGUUUUGUUCGCGUAUGCACUUCGUACGCGUCGGUCGUGUUUUGCUUCAUUUAAAAGAAUCGUAUAUCGCUAGUUAGCUAAUUUUAGUGUAGUUAAUUUAGACUUUUCUCCUUUCCGCGCAAAAUAUUUGUGUGAAGUGUUCUUUGUGGCUACUACAGUUGUUGUUCGUGAAUAUUAUUUCAACAAUUGAAACCACGCUUUGUCUGGUCUGCACAAAGGUAAAUAUCAUCGUCAAAGAUGACCACUUCUUUGCUGGAUUGGACUCAAUUACUCAGAGGGUGGCGGGUGGUAGGAAGGAGCGCGCGGCGCGGUGCGAGAGCGCGCGCGGCAGGUGACCGACGGUCAGCGCGGCUCAUGUGGGCGGCGGGUGCGUGCUGCUCGCGCCAGGCAGGCGAGGGCAGCGCGACGCGCACCCCCGUCAAGACGUUCCAGGCGUACCUGCCGCCGGCGCACCGCACCUACAGCUGCAUACACUGUCGCGCGCACCUUGCGAGCCAUGACGAACUUAUAUCCAAGUCGUUCCAAGGCAGCCAGGGGCGCGCGUAUCUUUUCAAUUCAGUUGUGAACGUGGGUUGCGGUCCGGCAGAAGAGCGCGUUUUGCUGACCGGAUUGCACGCGGUUGCCGACAUAUACUGCGAAUGCUGCAAGACAAUGCUGGGUUGGAAAUAUGAGUACGCAUUCGAGUCGAGUCAAAAAUACAAAGAAGGCAAGUUCAUAAUCGAACUCGCUCACAUGGUGAAAGAGAACGGAUGGGACUGAGCGCUCGGCGCGGGCGUGCUCGGACUAUAGUGCUGUGACACGAACUCGUCAAUUACUGGUCAAUGUCGAUGUCGAUAAUCGGUGUCGCGAUGUGAACCGACAUGAGCUCGCCACGCCGGCGCGAACCCUCGUGAUGACGCCACAGGCGAGAAUGCUCGCCUACCGACUAUCGAUGUUUAAAUCGGAUUGAACCACACGAAUCGGCCGCCAACUAGAGAAAUUAUUUUUGUCAAACGUAAUAAUUAUUAUUGAAAUAUUGUCGGCGAUCGAUUCGUGGGGUUUCUUCGAUGUGUAUUGAAUUAUCGUUAGAUUCGCGGGAUAGACUGUUAGAUCGCGCGAUGGACCGCGGGAUUGUCUUCGGCUUCAGCGCUUGAGCAUCGCCAGUGGUUACAUAUACAUAAGUAAUCGAUCUCAGCCGCCCCGGCGUUGGGCAGUGGGCUUUCAAUUUAUACUAAUUUAGUUUGUAUUCAAACGAUUUGAGUGUCGCCUCACGGGCGGAUAUCUUAAGUUGUAUUAGUUUUAUAUUUACACAUAAUUGCUGUAUUGAGAGAACACUAAUACUUUCUCUUGUCCCCUUAACCUGUGAUAAGUAUGUUAGUGUAGAAUUUUGAAUUUCUUGACGGAUUUUCUCAAGAGUUGCUCAGAGAUAUCAGAUGUACGUUCCUAAUUAUUUCAGCUGUACAAGAUUGCUUUAUUAUUAUUUUUUUUUUUUUCGUUUUUCGAGAAAACUAGUCGAAACUGUAGAUAAAUACGGAGAUGUAUUCCGUUCUAUUUUGAUUUGCGAUGAUUUUAUGACUUAUAAUUUUUAAUUAAGAUAUUUUAGUUUGUUCCUUUGUUUUGUAUUCUUCGAUGACCUUUGAAAAUGAAGGUAAACAAAGGAGGUUUGAAUUUAAUUUGAUGUUUUCAUAAACGUGAUAGUAGCUGGAGAGAGGAAUCGAUGCAAUCGAGGACAUUUUUAUAUAGGAGAAAGGUUAGGAGCGAUGAGUUUUAUUAUUCAUUUAUUGUUUCCAUUAAAAUGUAAUAAUUAAAUAAUUAGUAGAGACAUUUAACCCCGUAUAUUUUAUCUUAAUACGCAUAUGUUACUUCAUUUAUAUAUAAUAAUGAUGUUAUCAAUGUAAAAAAAUGCAUGAGCUUCGAUUACCCGUGAUUUUCUAUCGAUAUCGAUAAAUCGACGUCGGUUUUUUACACAUCCCUAAGUAUUUUGCAAGAGCAACGAAACAAUUUUUUAAAUUGUUUGAUAUUAAUAAUUUGGAUUGAAAAGCUUAGACUAGUUAUAGCAUGGUCUACGAAAAAUAUAUGUUAAAAAAAGAAAACACAGAUUAUAUACCACACUGAUUUUAUACUCGUAUGUAUAAAGUACAAUGAAAAAAAUACACACACACACACACAAUUUUUGUUUUCGUUGAUUUCAACCAACGGUACGGCCAUAUUAUAACAAGUGUUUGAUUGUCAGUGUUGUUAUUGCGAGGUACAUGAAAGUUAAUCGAUUCGAAACGCUAAUGCGUUUAUCAUUAAUGAACUCGACGUCCGACUGAAAUAGAAAUAAUGGACACAUCAAUCCGUCUACGCUGAAAAACAACGUAAAAUAAUAAUAAAAAAAAAUCACAUUAAUUAAUUUUAAUCUUAUCAAUCUUAAUAUUUUGUGUUCGUGACUUUUACUUAGCCGUUUAUUUAAAUUAAAAUAUUUGCGUCAUUUCAGAUUAGUCAGUUCGACUGUCUUGUGUUGUGUGGCACCUGCCUUCAAUAUUGGAACACGUUGAAUUUGUGACAUUAAAUUUUAAUUAUCUGUAGUAACUAAUAAAAAAUAUUAUUUAAAUAAUUUUAAUUGUAAGAGCGUAGUCGGAAAAUGUGGAUUGAAACAUGACGUUAACAGAAUUGUCCAGUUCUAAUAAGCUUUGAAAAGGUUUUUAUCUGUUAUUUUACACAAUUAAGAAAUUAAAAAAAAAAUUGUGAUGUAAAAUACGAUUAAAACGAAAUGAAAUAUCAAAAGCAAUGAAUUUUUGCCAUCGCUAAUAUAUCAGAGCGUUGAAACUGCCACUAGAGUAUACAUUUGUAAUUAUACAUUAAUAAUAUAAUGUUAAAAUUCAAAGUAAGUAACGCUCGUUCGAUGAUAAUGUGUUUAUUUUAAAAAUAAGUAAAAUAGAUGGCUGAAUAGUAUUUUCCGAUUCAAUAGCGUGUGACGGUUGUCUAGUUUCUAUGCCAUAAAUUAAUAUUGUUGUAAAAACUACCAAAUCUUAAGAUCGAAACUUUUAUAAACCUUACAUUAAUAUUAUAAAAAACUACAAAGGCUCUUGUCUUAAAAUCUGGUACUUUUUAUCAUUACGUAUUAUAUACAAAUGUAACACCAAUCCUCGUAGAUCUAAGAAAUCGUUUCUGGCAAUAUUUCUGAUAAUAUAACUGGCCUAAAUGUGACACAAUGUUUAGUGAAGACAUAAAUCAAAGUUCAUUAAUGUAUAAAUAGGACUCAGUUUGGCUUUAAUGUUAAGUGUUAAUUAAUUCACCUAUGUGCAAAGAGUUCUGUGAUGUUCCCAUACCGUUUGAAGUUUCGAUGAUAUCAACCGUGCUUUUCAUUAUAGAACCACGAAAAGCACUCGUUGAAACGAAAUAACGAUAACGUUAUUGGUUAUUUAUAAUAGUAUUCGUUUAAACGGCAUUUUCGAUAUGCUUUUUAGACGCUACAAAACUAUUGGUGUUCAAUAUGGUAUAUGUAUUAUAUAUGUGAUAAUUAAGAUCGGAUACGUCUUUUUUAUAUGUAAUAAGGUUAAUCGAUAGACGCAUUGCAAUUUCACAUGUUCUAUGUAAUCGUAUAUCUGUUAACAUAAGGUAAACAUGUUAAGACUACACAUGCACAAUGUUCUAUGAAAAUCUAAGCUAAGGAGACACUGUCCAAGGCCCGUAUUAAAAAUAUAUAAAAAAUAAGAAUAAAAAAAAAAAACAAAAAAAAUACAUGUUACACAGAUGCUAUUGGUAUUAGUAAUUACUGAUUAGAAUAGAUUUUUUUUGAUAGUCCCGUUACUCGUUGUUCGAGGUGUCAAUGUUGACAAGUCAAACUUUGAAGUCUUAGGUCUCUGGUACAAUAUCGUGUUCACACUUCAUACAUGUCGUAGCCGUUUAAAAGUGUCACGUUAUUUUUUCAUUUUCAUGAACAUUUUGCAAUUAACUAAUUGAACUUAUCGAGAUUGUCACAGUAGUUUAUAAUUAACACUCUUAGACCUAAAGUAUCUUGAUCUUUGCCGUUUAACACGACAGAUAAAAAAUAUCACGGUGACGUUUAAAGUGAGAAAUUAAAAAAAAAGUUAGAUUUCUGUGAGGCAUAAAGUAUUUUUCUACUCGAUCGUUUAGGGAUGCUAUUAGAUAUUUUUGGACCAUUGUUAAGAUAGCGAUCAGUACUGGAGAGGUAAAAAAUAAAUGUUAGUUUUCGUGGAUGUUUGCCGAUUACGGUUGUUGUUGUCGAGAUAAGAAAUAGAAAAAGAAUAUACGCUUUCGAAACUGUAAAACAAAUAUGCACCUAUUAUAUACCUAUUUACGAUUUGGUAUUUCCUUAAAGUUUAAGGGAGUGGUUUUUUCUUUCAUAUCGCUCAUUUUUUGUCAUUUUUUCACCACCACAAUGUUCAAUCCAUCAGUCACUGUCAUUUUAUCUAAUCGAUGUCAUUCAUUCAUCAUUUCAUUUGAAUAUUUUUAUAAUAUAAAUUUUACAUAAAUCGAACAUAUCAUUCACUUUUAUAUUGAGCAACUUUCUUAAACUCUUAAAACGUAUCACAGAAAUACCAAAUCGUCCCGGUCUUGGAGUGUUAACUGAUGGCCAAGAUGCCGGUUAUAACUCGGUGCAUCUCAGUGUAAAUUUCGCAUAUAAAAAACUAAGGUAUCCCGGUAGUAUACCAAUACCGCUUAAUAUUUUUGUAUUUUCCUAGUAUGUAACAAAGCAUUAUAAAAUAACGUGGUGUCUUCUAAUGAUUGUGUAUGCAUUAUGCUAUAGAUGAGUAUUUCGUAAACAUUUGGUUGAAAUAAUAAGUGCGUAAUAAAACACUUUUUCGUAUUAAAAA